CUAAAAAGGCCCAAUAUAUAUUGUAACACUCCUCCAAUCUCUCAUACUUCCUUUUCUAAGUAGGUUAUCAAUAAUCAAUAACUAAUAUUAAAAUCCUCUUACCAACCUCUAACACUCCUCCUAAUUUAAUAGAUUCUUAAGAGUCUGAGGACUGAGAUAGUUCUCAUCCUUCCCGGAGGAGCAACUUCUUUUGCAGGUGAGCUCUCCCAACCUCUCCUUUGUGUUGCUAUGCUGAUCAACUCUGAUAUAAAACACUCUCCUUUUCCAAUGAUUACAGAAAGAAAAAAAAGAGGAGGAUUUGUUUAGUUUUGAUUUUGCGUUUUGAUUUUGCGUUUAUCUCCGUAUCGAACCGAUCUAUGGGUUACUUGUCGGAAACUAAAGUCGAAGAAUUCGAAAGCAAAUACGACGAUUCGGAAGGCAUCUUCGAGAUGGCAUGGAGUCCUUUCUGGAGCAUCCUCCCUCGCCCAAGAUUUACCUUCCUAACAAGUUUCUCAUUUCUGGAUGAUGAUUUCGAAAGUGAGUGGGAGGUAGGUUGGCGCAGAACGCCGCGAAUCAGUAAAAAGGCGGUUGAUGCGAUGCCAACGGUCGAGAUCGAUCGGUCGAUCAACUGCCCGAUAUGCCUAGAAGAGUUUGCGAUCGGCGAGGAGGCCAAGGAGAUGCCUUGUAAGCAUAAGUUCCACAGGGAGUGUAUCGUGCCGUGGCUCGAGACGCAUUGUUCUUGCCCUCUUUGUCGGUUUGAGAUGCCUGCAGAUGACCUGGAGGAUUCGAACAAAAGCGAUGGCAUUGACGGUGAUGGAGUCGAAGUCGACGGUGAUAGUGGCAGAAGAGAGAGCAGACGUAAUGUGAGGUUUGCAUUCGUCCGCUCAUUGUGGUCUCAUGGCUACGGAAACUCUUACUGGAACGGAAGUGACGGCGGUGGUGGUGAUGAUCAAGUGGAAGGUGACGAUGAUAACGAUAAUGACGGUGAUAGUGGUAGAAGAGAGAGCAGACGUAAUGCGAGGUUUGCAUUCUUCCCCUCGUUGUGGUCUCAUGGCUACGGAAACUCUUACCGGAGUGGAAGUGACGGCGGCGGUGGUGAUGAUAGAGUGGAAGACAACGAUGAUGACGAUGAUGACGGUGUCGGUGGUGGUGAUGGCAGAAGAAUAGAGAGAGUACGCAAGGGGGGGCAAGGAUUCGUGUCGUACGUCCCCUGGCGUUCUCCUCUUUUCUCGUGGUGUCGAAGCAACGAGAGCUUUUAUCCGACAAGACGAUCUUUUUCGUCUACUCCUCGAGGGCAUUUUUCAGGCAAGUUUUCCUUGGAUGCAACAAAGGGCUUUCCAUGCAGAAUUAUUCCUAGUGUUUUCCAAGGAAUGCACUCAAAGAAGCUUGGUGGCUUCCAUGAGCUUGAUGAAUAUAACACACUGGCCAUGAGGACUAGUGGAAAUGAAAGAUGCUACAAAUUAAAUAUGUACAAUGAGAAUUGGGUUAAUCCAUCUGGAAAGAUGGGAGAUAGUUUGUGGCGAGAUUCUGCGUUCGCAACAAAGGAAACUGAUCAAAGUUCUAGUUUCUGAUACUAUGUAGGUGCUAUAAAUAAAGGGAUGUGUGCUUUUGAUUAUAUGUAUUUCUAAUGAAAAGGGUGAGACUACAUUGGCUGCUGUGUACUCUCAGUACCAUGAAUGCAAGGUGUGCUUGUUGUGUGUUCUGUAAUUUGUUUCAGAGGUAUUUGUAUUGUUUACAGUUGCAUAAACUUUACAAGCAUGUGUGCUGCCUUUUGUGUU
This is a messenger RNA of Ananas comosus (pineapple), 1757 nucleotides long. RefSeq lists its product as uncharacterized. The coding region runs from base 357 to 1550 and encodes 397 amino acids. Gene Ontology annotation, cellular component: cytoplasm. NCBI's taxonomy places the organism in Eukaryota, Viridiplantae, Streptophyta, Magnoliopsida, Poales, Bromeliaceae. Gene Ontology annotation, biological process: protein ubiquitination. The record is from RefSeq and is a predicted model, not a curated record. The transcript is spliced from 4 exons. Gene Ontology annotation, molecular function: ubiquitin protein ligase activity.